CCCACAAAGGUCUCGAGUUAACUCAUAGAGCAGCUAAAUUGUUUGAGGCUUCUGCAGAGAAUGGGAAACCGUGUUUAGAAUGGAUCAUGUGUUUGCAUGUGACAGCAGCUAUCCAUUGUAAGUUAAAGGAGUACAAUGAGGCAAUCCCGGUUCUGCAGCGCUCAGUUGAGAUUCCAGUUGUCGAAGAAGGUGAAGAGCAUGCUCUUGCUAAAUUUUCUGGUCUGAUGCAGUUAGGUGACACUUAUGCUAUGGUGGGGCAGAUAGAGAAUUCGAUAUCUUGUUAUACCGAGGGACUGAACAUUCAGAAGAAGGUUUUGGGAGAAAAUGACCCAAGAGUUGGUGAAACAUGCAGGUACCUAUCAGAGGCUCUUGUGCAAGCAUUACGGUUUGAUGAGGCUCAGCAGGUGUGUGAAACGGCUCUUUCUAUACAUAANGCUUCUAUACAUAAAGAAACCGGUUUACCAGGUUCAAUCGCUGAGGCGGCAGAUAGAAGACUAAUGGGUCUUAUAUGUGAGACUAAGGGAGAUCAUGAGAAUGCCCUCGAGCAUUUGGUAUUAGCCAGUAUGGCCAUGGCAGCAAAUGGACAAGAGUCUGAGGUUGCUUUUGUUGAUACUAGCAUUGGUGACUCGUACUUGUCUUUGUCUCGGUUUGAUGAAGCAAUUUGUGCUUACCAGAAAUCUCUGACAGCAUUGAAGACAGCAAAGGGAGAGAACCAUCCAGCUGUCGGUUCAGUUUAUAUUCGUUUAGCUGAUCUCUACAAUCGAACAGGAAAAGUGCGAGAAGCAAAAUCUUAUUGUGAAAAUGCUCUCCGGAUAUACGAGUCCCAGAACCUAGACAUAUCUCCUGAAGAGAUUGCAAGUGGUCUUACAGAUAUCUCCGUGAUUUGUGAGUCUAUGAACGAGGUGGAACAAGCUAUUAGCUUGCUUCAAAAGGCGCUCAAGAUAUACUCUGAUUCUCCUGGCCAGAAAAUCAUGAUUGCAGGGAUUGAAGCUCAAAUGGGAGUGUUGUACUAUAUGAUGGGGAAGUACAUGGAGUCGUACAACACAUUUAAGAGCGCUGUCUCAAAA
Camelina sativa (false flax) is the source of this 1067-nucleotide messenger RNA. The record is from RefSeq and is a predicted model, not a curated record. Lineage: Eukaryota; Viridiplantae; Streptophyta; Magnoliopsida; Brassicales; Brassicaceae.